UAAUCAAUAUAUUUUUAACAAAAAAGAAAUAUUGAAAUUUAAAACAAAAAACUUAUUUUGAAAAAAAAAGAAAUCUUAAAAAUUAAUUCUUCUACUUGGUUGCUUGAAGAAAAUUUCAAAAUUCCUUUCACCAUGGAAACGUUUUAUGAAGCCGAUCUAAAGGAUAUAUGGGACUCGGAUUUAGAUCCGACCGAUUCAUUGAAAUUGUCAACUGAUAGCGAUAUGCACGAUUGGUUUUUAGAACGAGAUGUCAAAGAUGCUGCAGUUAUACUCAAUGACAAAUUAAUAUCGGAUGCUCUAUUGAAUGGCACACUACCAAUUAAAUCGGAACACUCCUACAGUCUUAAUAGCGAUGGAGAUUCUCUGCCAGAUUCACCACACAGUCUCCAUACUAAAAUGGAUGACAUGGAAGAUGAAUGCUAUCCCGCCAUUUCGCUGAAAACUGCUACCAGCAAUAUAAGGUCUCUUAGCACAGCCACCAUAGAUCCAAGAUGUCUAACAAUUACCACCUGCUCACCAAUGGCCAGCACCUCAACAUCGUUGGCCUCUUCUUCGUCAGCAAGUAUGUCGGGAUUGAAUUUGCAUCCUUUGGUUUCAACGGCAGCUUCUACCAUAACCAGUCAAUCAAAUCCUAUCUUGUCCUCAACAAACAGUAGCCAUUCCUCAAAUUUAUAUGCUGGUCUGUGUAAAAUAGCCACUACCACACCCAUAACGCUUAAUUUGCGUCAAUUGGACACAUGUCAAACAUUGAACACCUCCACAGAUGCCAAAUUGUUGGUGAAACAACAGCAACAACAACAGUUACCCGCCUUACAUACAACAAACACACAACAGCAGUUUCAAAUGCACCAACAGCAGCAUCAACACCAGCAACAGCAACAAUAUCUACCUCAUGAUGAUUUAGUUAAUAUGAUGGAUGACUGUGCCUCUAGUGUUUCCUCCAGGGAGGGCAGUCAAUCACCUGAUAUUUGCUCAGACAUAGAAAUCGAUGAAUCCUGCAUUAAAAAUGAACCCAUGUCACCCGAUUCUAGCUGUCCCUCUAGUCCUGAGGGAGGCGAUGAGUCAGCCACUAACAACAACUCGAAUGGCACUCUUAGUCUAACCAUGGCCAAUAUGGCCGCUUUCACAAAUUCCGAUCUUGUAUUUGAACACAAGGAUGGCUGCCUGCAAUUAACUCCCUCUUCACAAAGCCUGCUCAAGUCACAACCCUUUAUCUUAAGCUCAAAUGCCCACAAUGUCAUUAUACCCAAAAUCACAAUUAAAUCCGAGGGUAAUGUAACAAAUACCGCUACAUUUGUAACCGCUACACCCUCCGUAACAAAAACAAAUGCCACCUCAUAUGGUUUGCCCUUAACCCCGCCUUCUUCGCACUCCAGUGAUGGUUCCGAGGGUAAUCUCACACCUGAACAUAUGCUAUCACCACAAUCGCCUACCUCUUCUUCAACAUCCGCCGCCGCCGCCAACAACAACAACACCACCAUCAACAGCAAUGUGAGGUCAAGUUCGCAACCAACCAGCGGUGUUUUGACAGUUACCUCCAUUAGGCGUAAUACCAACAGCUCUGCCUCGUCGACUACCUCCAGCACAAGUUCCAACGUUAGUAUGGGACGUCAUGCAAGUGCUGGUGGUGGUUCUACCCGCCAGCCUAUACAUACACCCCUGAUUAGCUCACAGCCAAAGGGUUCUACAGGAACUUUACUUUUGACAGAGGAAGAGAAACGUACUCUGUUGGCUGAGGGCUAUCCCAUACCACAAAAGCUACCAUUAACCAAAGCUGAGGAAAAGUCAUUGAAGAAAAUCAGAAGAAAAAUCAAAAAUAAGAUUUCCGCCCAAGAAAGUAGGCGUAAGAAAAAAGAAUAUAUGGACCAAUUAGAACGUAAAGUUGAUAUUUUAGUUAAUGAAAAUAACGACUAUAAGAAACGUGUCAAAAAUCUUGAAGAUUCCAAUGCCAGCCUACUAAGUCAAUUGCACAAAUUACAGGCUUUGGUAAACAAACAAAACCUCAAGAAGUCUUAAACGACUCUAAACUGUAAAAACAAUUUAGGAGAAAAACAACAACAGCAACAUGUUGGUUAAACAAAAUAUUUAAAAAAAAUUGUUCUCAUAACAUUCCCCCACCCCUACUCUCUACCCUUUAGCUUCCUUACCAAACUCUAAUAUUUUAUUUAUUAGAAUUAGAAGACAGGAAAUAUUUUUUUAAAUUAAAGGCGUUUGUUUUAAGACAAAAAAACACAAAUAUUAUAUAGAGUUUACAAUUAUAUUUAUAUAAAAUUAUAUUUACAACAACAAAAGGAAAAACAAAUCAAAAUAUAUUUAUGUGUAUUAUAACAAAAACAAAAUAAGAGCUUAAAACCAAGUUUACAAACGCCCACCCGCCCUUUAUUAUGCUAACUUUAACUUACUUUAAUUAGAGAGAGAGAUUUAAAUCAUAAUGUUUUAAAACUCUCCAUAUUUUAUUUAAUAAUUUUUAUAAAAAAAAACUUUCUGUUUAUUUUAAAUGUUUUCAAGUAGCAUUUUUUUUAGAAAGAUUUUUCAUUUUCAUUAUUUUUUUUAUAAAACUUAACUGGAAGAAAAUUGAAAACCAGUAGAAGUAAUAGAAAUUGUUAGAAAAAAAGUGAAACUAGUAAAGAAUGUUAAGAUAUUGUUUGACUGCCUCGCUAUAUGCCAAUUAUAAUAUUUGUCUAGAAAUUAAGUUCCGCUAAAAAGUCGUCGUCUAUAGAGAACAUAAUUUUUUUUAAACAAAAAAACAAGAAAAUUUAAGUUGAGGUUUUUUUAAUGCAAGAAAUAAGUAAAUAACUAGAAAUGACGUUAUGUUUUAAUAAUGUUCUUCUUUUUAUUAAGUGUUUUUUUAAUUUGUUUUUUUUUUCGGGCAAAUUGGCUGAUGAUCUAAAUAAUAUGGUCCUUCCGUUAUAUAGAAUAUAAAAAAACAGACAAAUACAUUCCCUGGUCGAAAAUAAUUAAACUAUUUAUAGUUAAAGUAAAAAAACUAGUGUUUUAAAGUUUUAACUAAAUAAUUAAUUGUCUCUAUUAAUUGUAAGCAAAGCCACUUAGAUUAAUUAGUUUUCUUUUAUUUUUAGUUAAACAAAAUGAGAAAUCUUCUCCGAGCCACUUUAAUAUAUUUUAAUUCAAGUUUUUUAUUAUAUAAACUUAUAUUAGCUAAUAUUAUUAAUAGAAAGUUUUUUUGAAAAAACAAUUCUUUUAUUCUACUUUAAAUAUUAAUUUCAAUUAAAGAACAGCAAUGAGAUGUUAAACAGGAUUAUUUGUUGAGAGUUUUAUUCUGGAAUAAAAAUCAACAUAUAUUUCUUAAUUUUGUGAAAUAUUCCUUCCGGGAGUUUUCAAAAGAUCUUGAUGCUGCAACUGAUAUUGGUUUUUCUUGAUGAAUUUGUAUUAAUGAAAGUUUUCAAUUCACUCCAAAUUGAUUUUCAAGUCGUCAAAUGAAAAUGUAAACGUGCGAUCCAGUUUUUUGUACUUUUUCACAUCAAAUGAUUAAGAUUUUACUACAGAAUAAGUGAAUUUCUUCACUGAGCUAGAUUAUUUCUAAUAAUCUACCGUUACAGCUUAACUCGAGUAUCCAUGCAUCAUCCAUUAAUCAUUAUUCUUCUUGGGCAUGAAUCGCAGGAAAAUCUCCAAAAAUAUUUCUAUUUAUUGAGUACAAAAACUGCUUAAAUAUCGCUAGUUUAAGACGAUUUUAAGAAGCUAAUAGUAAUGCUUUUAUUGAGUACAAGUAUUGAUUGCCAAUUGUUAUUGAUUGUAUUGAUUGUCACUUGUUAUUGAUUUUUCAACUCUCUGAACCUUUGAAUGUCAAAAGCUCUGCACAUAAAGUUGAUAUCUGCUUGAAACUUAAUGAAUUCAUACUGCUUUAUCCAGAAAUGAUCAAUAUCAGCUACACUUUAUAUAAUAUGUUCUAAAGUAAAACCGUUCUUUCAAACUUGUAAUUGUCAGCUUCAAUUUGGCAUAAAAAUUUAACAUCUCAAGGCUUAACGGGACAUCUUUUUGCAAUUUAUCGUUUAUUAAUAUUAUAUUAAUUUGAAACAAACUCUAAGAAGAGUUCUAAAAGAAGGGGUUUUUAUGCCUAUGAGGCUUAAAUAAUAACAAACAGAAAAAAAGCUUUAAAUAUAAUUCGUGUAUAAGAUGAAAAAGGGAAACAAAUAAACGAUAAUUUUAAAAACAAAGUCUCAAAGAUUUCUUUCAAAUAACGAAAAAAAAAAACGAUAUUAAAAAGCUGUUCUU
This is a messenger RNA of Lucilia cuprina (Australian sheep blowfly), 4230 nucleotides long. RefSeq names its product cyclic AMP response element-binding protein A (gene CrebA). Gene Ontology annotation, biological process: regulation of transcription by RNA polymerase II. The transcript is spliced from 6 exons. Bases 133 to 2016 code for a protein of 627 amino acids. The record is from RefSeq and is a predicted model, not a curated record. Gene Ontology annotation, molecular function: DNA-binding transcription factor activity, RNA polymerase II-specific; cAMP response element binding. Lineage: Eukaryota; Metazoa; Arthropoda; Insecta; Diptera; Calliphoridae.